Molecule: messenger RNA, 2358 nt
Organism: Pyrenophora tritici-repentis Pt-1C-BFP
Lineage: Eukaryota; Fungi; Ascomycota; Dothideomycetes; Pleosporales; Pleosporaceae
Product: MdlB, ABC-type multidrug transport system, ATPase and permease component
Biological process (GO): oligopeptide export from mitochondrion
Cellular component (GO): mitochondrial inner membrane
Molecular function (GO): ATP hydrolysis activity; ATP binding; ABC-type oligopeptide transporter activity
Source: RefSeq, a predicted model, not a curated record
AUGCGCACGCCGCUGGCUUUCUCCGGAAAGGCCUGGCAUGGGCCGGGAAACGGAGCUCUGUUUUCCCAAAUACUGUCGCGCAUCUCGACGAUUACUCCAGCGACAUCGAGAUCGUUCGCUUCAAGUCCGAUAUCCAAGCCCUCGUUAUAUAGAGGGUCGCCAAAUACCGCCGCAGCAUAUAUUUUCCCCCCGCCGUCAAUACUCGGAUCCGCAACUGCGGGCACUAUCCGCCACCAUGGCAUACAACAAUCAAUUCGAAUGUUCACCGUGUCGCGGUUAUUGGCCGAGGUUACUAGCAAUACAAAACCUUUAAGACAGCGCAAGUCUUACAGGGAUGAGAUCAAGGAAAAGGGCAUUGUGGACGUGGAAGAGCACGAUGGCGAGGCCGAGGCCGAGGAACAAGGCUUCGCAAAGUCGGAAAAGGCAACACAAGCAAAACAAGUCAACCUAAGUGCGAAGCUCAGUAAGGAUGGCUCGGGCUCGGGAGGCACACCGGGUGGUAUGAAGGAAAUUUGGAGGUUGAUCAAGAUCGCCCGUCCCGAAUUGGGGACGCUCUCUUGGGCAUUCCUAUUCUUGAUUAUCGGAUCUGGUAUCUCUCUAUCUGUACCCUUCUCAAUUGGUAAAAUCCUGGACGCCGCAACUUCGACCGAGAAUACCGACGGACUGCUCUUCGGAAUGACCCCCGCUGUCUUCUACUUCGCUCUAGCCGGUGUCCUGACAACAGGCGCUGCUUUCAACUUUGGUCGUAUCAUCAUUUUACGAAUCGUCGGAGAGCGUAUCGUUGCACGUCUACGAUCGCAGCUGUACCGCAAAACCUUUGUCCAAAACGCCGAGUUCUUUGACGCAAACAGGGUUGGAGACCUCAUCUCCCGCCUUGGUUCCGAUACUAUUAUUGUUGGAAAGAGCAUUACACAGAACUUGUCGGAUGGGCUGCGUGCGCUAGUCAGCGGUGCAGCUGGUUUCGCCAUGAUGGGUUUCGUCAGUCUCAAGCUUACCGGUAUUCUCGCUUUGAUCGCUCCACCUGUAGCACUCGUCGCCUUCUUCUCGGGUCGAUCUUUACGGAACCUCAGUCGAAAGAUUCAAAAGAACCUGGGAACCCUGACCAAGAUCGCUGAAGAGCGAUUGGGCAACGUCAGGACCAGUCAAGCCUUUGCUGGUGAGGUUCAAGAAGCGUCGCGUUAUAAUCGUCAGAUCAAGAGGAUAUUCGCCCUAGGAAAGAAAGAAGCUGUAGUAGCUGCCACUUUCUACGGCAGUACAGGACUCAUGGGUAACUUGACAAUCAUUUCUAUCCUUUACGUUGGUAGCAACAUGGUUAAGAACGGUGUCAUCUCUAUUGGUGAGCUUUCAUCGUUCUUGAUGUACACCGUUUACGCCGGUUCAAGUAUGGUUGGUUUGUCUGGUUUCUACGGUGAAAUGAUGAAGGGCGUCGGAGCUGCCAGUCGUCUCUUUGAGCUUCAAGAUCGCAAUCCGACUAUCUCGCCGACCAAGGGUCUACCAGUCAAGUCGGCACGCGGCCCAAUUGAGUUCAAGAACGUAUCCUUCAGCUAUCCCACCAGACCAGCUGUUACGAUUUUCAAGGACCUGAACUUCAAGAUCGAACAGGGUACCAAUGUCGCUAUUGUAGCCCCUAGCGGAGCUGGAAAGUCUACAGUCGCCAGCCUGCUUUUGCGCUUCUACGUUCCGAACACAGGUACCAUUACGAUUGAUGGGAGAGAUAUUACCACCUUGAACGCGAAGCAAUUGAGGAGAAAGAUCGGUUAUGUCGGUCAGGAGCCUGUGUUGUUCUCCGGAACCAUCGCAGAAAACAUCGCAUAUGGUGUACCCAACGCCACUCGCGCCGAGAUAGUGGCUGCUGCGCGAAAGGCUAACUGCCAGUUCAUCAGCGACUUCCCCGACGGCCUUGAGACCCACGCUGGUGCACGGGGUACACAACUCUCCGGUGGACAAAAGCAACGCAUUGCUAUUGCACGAGCACUGAUCAAAAAGCCCGAUAUUCUCAUCCUCGACGAAGCUACCAGUGCCCUUGACGCAGAGUCCGAGACUCUUGUCAACCAAGCUCUGAAUAAGCUUCUCCAGGAAAACAACACUACUAUUAGCAUUGCCCAUCGUCUGUCGACCAUCAAGCGCUCCGAUCGCAUCAUUUGCAUCGACUCUGAUGGCAGAGUAGCCGAGGAAGGCACCUACGAGCAGCUCAGCUCCAACCCAGAGGGCGCCUUCAACAAGCUUAUGGAGUGGCAAAUGAGCGGAGGCGAUGUUCCUGCAAAGGAUGUCAAGGCGCCGCAGCCCACUGAUGAGGAGGACAUCCAACGAGAGCUCGAUGAAGAGAAGGACGAGGUUGCGGCCCGCAAUCGUGGCUAG